Molecule: messenger RNA, 1743 nt
Organism: Selaginella moellendorffii
Lineage: Eukaryota; Viridiplantae; Streptophyta; Lycopodiopsida; Selaginellales; Selaginellaceae
Product: pentatricopeptide repeat-containing protein At2g35030, mitochondrial-like
Exons: 2
Coding region: 1-1743 (580 amino acids)
Biological process (GO): RNA modification
Molecular function (GO): protein binding; RNA binding
Source: RefSeq, a predicted model, not a curated record
AUGGCGCGCGUAGCUCACAAGGCAUCGUCUUGGUGGGAUAAAACGCUGGUUGUCUACGCGCGGUGUGGGCAUUUGGAGGAAUCGAGAAGGAUAUUUGAUGCAUUGCCGGCCAAGAACAUCGCGUCGUGGACGGCGCUCGCGACCGCGUAUGCCGAGAGUGGGCAUCCGGGGGAGGCCAAGGCAGCGUUCGAUCGAAUGGCGGUGUGGGACGUAGUUUCCUCCACUGCGAUGGUCAAGGCGCUGGGCGAUUGCGGGCGGAUUGGAUCAAGCAAGGCGGUGUUUGAUGUGAUGCCCGAAAGGAACUGCAAGACGUGGGCGACGCUGCUGCGGGGAUUUGCUCGCGGCGGAGAGAUUGGGCGAGCGAGAGAGGUGCUGGAUCGGAUGCCCGAGACGAAUGUGGUAGCGUGGACGAUCCUCGUGCAGGGAUUCGCGCAGCGCGGGCGAGUGGGUGAUGCGAAGGCCGCGUUUGAUUCCAUGCCCGAGAAGAACAGCAUCACUCGCGCGGUGAUGCUCGUCAUGUUUGCGGAGAAUGGAUUCAUGGAGGAGGCGGAGGAUGUCUUCCAGGAGAUUGUCCACCGAAACGCGAUCCUCUGGGGGGCGAUGCACUGCUGCUAUGCCCAAAAUGGGGAUUUGAUUCAAGCCAAGAGUUUGUUUGAUAGGAUGCCUCAGCACAGCGUACUUUCGUGGACGAUUAUGAUCAAGUCAUACGCGAAAAACGGUGAUGCUGAUCAAGGAAAACAAUUGUUUGAAAAAAUGCCACGCAGAGAUCUUGUUUCAUGGAACGCGAUAAUCGCUGUUUAUGCCCAGAGAGGUCGUUUCAAAGAGGCGAUCCGGGCGUUUUCUUUGGUUUGCUGCUGGGAUUCCUAUUCAUGGAACACAAUUCUAGUGGUAUAUGCUCUAGAUGCAAAUAUUCGUGAUGCUAAGAAAGCGUUCGAUGAGAUGCCAACUUGGAACUUGGUCUCCUGGAACACGAUUCUUGCAGCAUAUGCCCAAACCGGGCAUGCGUAUUCUGCGAUCCAGCUCUUUUGGGCGAUGUUUCUUCACGGCUUUGACCCCGACAAGGCAGCGUUUGCCAUCGUUUUGACGGCGUGUAGCCAUCUGGGGCUCGUCAAGGAAGCAGUAAGCUACUUCACGGCAAUGAGCUUUGACAAUGGAUUGGAUCCUUCGCAAGACCACUACACCUGCAUUGUUGAUGCUCUCGGACGACUAGGGCGAUUGAAAGAGGCCGAGGGUGUCCUAGAGAAUAUGCCUUUGCCAGCAGAUGGAGUUGCAUGGGCAACGUUUCUUACCGCAUGCAAAAACCACGGGGAGAUGAAUCGAGGGAUGCAUGCUGCGGAAUUUACGUGCCAGUCCAGCCUUUGCAGUGGGUUUGCUUUAGCCAGCAACGCGACCAAUGCUGCUGUUGUGAAUUUGAGCAGCAGCACUGCGCUUCUCCUGCUUCACAUCAGUGCCAUGCUAGGCGUGGCAAUCCAGAUUCUCAAGACCAUGCCGGUGAGAGUCUAUCAUGAGCUCCUGUUGAAAGUGGGAAGUCGUGGUGUGAAAAGCUUGCGUUUGAGGCGCGGGUGGAGAUGGGUCAUUGAUACCUCGUUCCCAUUGCCUUCCUUGUAUCCUAUCUCCCUCAUUGCCUCCCGACAUGCUUCAUAUGUUCUCCUCUCUGAGUCCCAUAUGUUAUCCUCUCCGCUGGGCCUCAGCCCAUUCUUGAUAUUUACGAAGGCUCCAUUGGAUGUUGAUACAGAGAAUUAA